GAGAGAAAUAAAUAAAAUAAAUAAAAAUAAAAAAAAAUAAAUAAAAGAAAAGACGGAGAGAGCAGUCGGUCUUCAUCUCUCUCCGUCUCCACUCCCCGGCGACGUCCAUCCCUCAUCGAACACCGCCCCCCUGUUCUCCCCCCACCCCCCCGGCCGCGCCCGGGAGCUUCGACUGCGCUGCCACGGCUCCGCUUCCAGCUUCAGGGGCUACUAGACAAUAAGAAAACAAAUAGAACAGAGAGAGCGGACCUAUACGCAUUACACAACUCAAUUUGCAGGCUUGCAGCAGAAAGUGUCGAGUUUCGCAGUGAGAAAGGGAGAGACAGGGAACGAAUAAAUCCUUUCUCCAUCUUUCACAUACCUGUCAACUGAGCAGUUCUUUACACUCUCCAUCUUUAUCAGCAGGAGUUUCAUUCCCUUGCCCGGCAAUAUGCAUAAAUUGGGCAGAGGCAACCGCGACAAAGUUCAGCAGUUCAUGGUGAUAACUGGAGCCAGUGAAAAAGCUGCUCUUCAGGCUUUGAAGGCCAGUGACUGGCAUCUUGAAGGUGCAUUUGAUGUAUUCUACAGUCAGCCUCAGAUAAGAACAUCCACUGAUACUAGACAUCAAGAGGAGCUUUACAAGAGAUACAAAGAUCCAUAUGCAGAUAUGAUAUUUGUUGAUGGCAUUACUCUUCUCUGCAAUGAUCUUCAGGUGGAUCCCCAGGACAUAGUAAUGCUGGUCCUGUCAUGGCAUAUGAAGGCAGCUACAAUGUGCGAAUAUUCAAAACAGGAGUUCAUUGGUGGGCUUCAAGCGCUUGGGAUAGAUUCUUCGGAGAAAUUCCGUGAAAGGAUACAAUAUAUGCGCUCCGAGUUGAAAGAUGAACAAAAAUUCCGUGAAAUAUACAAUUUUGCUUUUGGCUGGGCAAAGGAAAAGGGUCAGAAAUCAUUGGCUCUGGAUACAGCUAUUGGAAUGUGGCAAUUACUGUUUGCAGAAAAGCCCUGGCCACUGGUUGAUCAUUGGUGCCAAUUCUUACAGGCUCGUCAUAACAAGGCGAUCUCCAGAGACACAUGGUCUCAACUAUUGGAGUUUGCAAGGAUGGUGGAUCCGAAACUGUCAAAUUAUGAUGCAGAAGGUGCCUGGCCAUAUCUUAUUGAUGAGUUCGUGGAGUAUUUGCAUGAAAUCGGCAUCAUCCAGAAGAGUGGAGAAGACGGUGUCUCCACCCAAAAGUGGUAGUUGCAUUCGUAUUGUAUCUGGUGUCGAUGAUUUGAGACCUGGUUCCAAAAAUUUGAUGCGAUUACAGUUUUAAUUGGAUGGGCUGACUGUAAAAUAACUGGGAGUGUAGUUCAGGAUUUCAGUUCCAUGCCCGGAUUAGAGACAUGGCAUUCAGUUUUAUAAUUGCGAAUGUUGAAAGGAAUACUGUUGAUUUGGUGUACUGUGAAAUUUUCUUCGACUCGUAGCUUUGGAUUGCCUUGGGUGUUACCGUUGUCAUGACGAGUGCUUGUAAGCCUUAAAAGUUAGAAAUUUGGGAAUGUUCAGUUGCA
Punica granatum (pomegranate) is the source of this 1521-nucleotide messenger RNA. The record is from RefSeq and is a predicted model, not a curated record. Lineage: Eukaryota; Viridiplantae; Streptophyta; Magnoliopsida; Myrtales; Lythraceae.